Messenger RNA from Schistosoma spindalis, 949 nucleotides. NCBI's taxonomy places the organism in Eukaryota, Metazoa, Platyhelminthes, Trematoda, Strigeidida, Schistosomatidae. The record is from the annotation of a GenBank genome assembly.
AUGGACGAAAUAUACGAUAUUGAUGAUAGUUGUUUAUUUACCACUAUUACUUCUACUUCACAUGAUCCCACUCAAUCACAAAAAAAUAAUGAUGACCUUAUCUUGUUCCCAAGUAUUAAAUGCGAAACCUCUUAUGAUAGAAAGAAAAAUGAUCUACUAUGGAAAUUAACAACGCCGUUAUCAUCUUCAUCACCCUCAUCAUUAAUAACAACAACAUCUCAUUCAUUAACAUGUUUAAACCGUCAUCAUUUUUCAAAUGCACAUUCAAGAAAUGUAACUAAACAUCAUGUUCAGCAUCAUCAUCAACGAAAUGCUCGUUUAAGUAUAAAUGCUAGAGAAAGACGACGAAUGCAUGAUUUAAAUGAUGCAUUAGAUGAUUUACGCAGUGUUAUCCCGUAUGCACACAGUCCAUCUGUAAGAAAAUUGUCAAAAAUUGCUACAUUGUUAUUAGCGAAAAAUUACAUUCUAAUGCAAGCAAAUGCGAUUGAUGAAUUAUACAAAUUAAUUAUACGUCUUAACUCACAAAUUCAACAGUCAGACUCUUUAUUAUUAAAUGAUGAUCAGAAAAGCAUCACAUUUAAACCUAUCAAAUCAGAAUUACUGGAUACUACUCACCUUGAUAGCAACUGUAAUAUUUCAAGUAAUGCUAUAUAUACAUCUCCUAUCCACCCGAUAUCUUUCCCAUCUCAUCUACCUCCAUGUUCAAUGUCUAAUUCAUCAGAUAACAAUAAGUGAACCAAAGUACCUAUCAAUAAACUACUACAUUUUUUUCAAUAAUGAUAAUAAUAACUUAAAGAUCUUCAGAGUUAAAGUGCAAUGUGGUGGAUCAGCUUAACUAAUGAUUUCACUAAACAAUUUGAAUGGAUUUUCUUAUACCAUUUGUAAAAGUGUUUAUUAGGGUAUUAUUUGACGUUUAUUUCAAUUGAUAUAUGCUAACUGUUUAACCUUG